UCAUACUUUCCCUUCAAGUAGACAUAAAAUAUGCAGGCUACCGGGCUCCAGGCCCCUGCCACUCGGGCAGGUCGCGGCAUCACUCGCGGCCGCGCGCUCUGCGUGGCUCCUAGGGCCACAGCAACCAUGGAGCCUUCCACUUCUACCUCUUCUGCUCCUAGCUCGACUCAGUUCCUGCGCAAGCACAUUCUGAAGCUGGCGCCUUACACGCCAAUUGAGCCGUUUGAGGUGCUUUCCUCUCGUUACAACCGCAAGCCUGAGGAUAUUAUUAAGCUAGACGCAAAUGAGAACCCAUAUGGACCGCCCCCGGAGGUGCGGGAAGCACUGGCGACCAUGCCUUUCCCUCACAUCUACCCGGACCCGGAGACCCGCGCCCUGCGGAGAGCGCUUGCGGAGAUGCACAACAUCCCGAUGGAGAACCUGCUGGUGGGCUGCGGCGCGGACGAGCUGAUCGACCUGCUCAUGCGCUGUGUGCUGGAGCCCGGUGACAAGAUCGUGGACUGCCCGCCCACCUUCACCAUGUACGUGUUUGAUGCCGACGUGAACGACGCGCGGGUGGUGACGGUGCCGCGCCUGGACGGCUUCCGCAUCGACGUGGAGGCCGUCAAGCGUGCGGUGGUGGAGCACAAGCCUAAGGUGGUGUUCCUGACCAGCCCCAACAACCCCGACGGCUCCAUGAUCAGCGAGGCCGACCUGGUCUCCAUCCUGGACCUGCCGGUGCUGGUGGUGCUGGACGAGGCCUACAUCGAGUUCAGCACCGAGGCCAGCCGCAUGCACUGGGUGCUGCAGCGCCACAACCUCAUCGUGCUGCGCACGUUCUCCAAGAGCGCGGCGCUGGCGGGCCUGCGUGUGGGCUACGGCGCCUUCCCCAUCGGCAUGAUGGAGUACAUGUGGCGCGCCAAGCAGCCCUACAACGUGUCGGUGGCGGCGGAGGUGGCGGCGUGCGCGGCGCUUACCAACAUGAACUACCUUAACACGGUACGAGACGCGCUGGUGUCGGAGCGCGAGCGGCUGUUUGCUCGGCUCAAGGAGAUCCCCUUCCUGGAGCCCUACCCCUCGCACGCCAACUUCAUCCUGGCCAAGGUCACCAACGGCCGCGACGCCAAGGCGGUGAAGGACGCGCUGGCCACGCAGCACGGCAUCAUGGUGCGCCACUACGCCAAGAAGGAGCUUUCGGGCUUCAUCCGUGUGUCGGUGGGCCGCCCCGAGCACACCGACAAGCUCAUCGAGGCGCUCAAGCAGCUCUGAGCGCCUGGGCUCUGACUGGGCGGCUGUGAGGCUGACUGGGACGGCUGGGCAGCUCUCUGAGCGGCCGGGCGUCGCUCGAAGCGGCUGGGUGGUUGUGACUUGUGAGAGUCUGGCUCGUUUGGCCUGGCGGAGUGAGUGUGUGUGUGUGUGGGGGGGGGGUGAGGUUAAGUGGAGGAUAUCCGUAAUGGGUGGGGUAUGUGCAGGGCAGAGGGUGCCUGAGGCACGCGGCGUUGUGCGCAUUGUGGCGUGGAGCAUGGUGUGGAAUGAAGGUUUGCGCCCAAAGCAGGGAGCAUAAUGCACAAGCCGCGCUAUGCAUUGAUGGGAGCGACCGCGAGUGACCGUGUUCUGCGUGCGUACGUGGCCGCACCGUGUCAUGCACGAGCGGAGCGUUGGGCACGGAUUAGGUUGAGCCUGGACGAGGUAUCUGCAUCGGCAGCUGAGUGACCUGAUCAAAGAGUGAGGUGUGAGCGAAGGCGUGGCUGGAAUGGAGGUCGCACGGAAUGACGUGUGCGUCGCGCGUCUCAGAACGUCAGAACCACACUUUAAGCCUGCUGAUGUGGGCCACUGAGGCACUGACUGUAAUGCUAUUUCUGG
Molecule: messenger RNA, 1842 nt
Organism: Chlamydomonas reinhardtii
Lineage: Eukaryota; Viridiplantae; Chlorophyta; Chlorophyceae; Chlamydomonadales; Chlamydomonadaceae
Exons: 7
Coding region: 127-1248 (373 amino acids)
Biological process (GO): L-histidine biosynthetic process
Molecular function (GO): pyridoxal phosphate binding; L-histidinol-phosphate:2-oxoglutarate transaminase activity
Source: RefSeq, a predicted model, not a curated record